AGCUAUAGAAAUAAAAAGAUGCCACAACUUCAAAAACCCGCACCCGAAUUCUCCGGUACCGCCGUGGUCAAUGGCGCCUUCAAGGAGAUCAAGCUGAGCGACUAUAAGGGCAAAUAUUUGGUGCUCUUCUUUUAUCCACUCGACUUCACCUUCGUCUGCCCCACCGAGAUCAUUGCAUUCUCCGACCAUGCGGCUGAGUUCCGCAAGAUCAAUUGCGAACUGAUUGGCUGCUCCACGGACAGCCAGUUCACCCAUUUGGCCUGGAUCAACACACCACGUAAACAGGGUGGUCUAGGCAACAUGGACAUUCCACUGUUGGCCGAUAAGUCGAUGAAGGUGUCUCGUGACUAUGGUGUUUUGGAUGAGGCAACUGGCAUUCCAUUCCGCGGCCUCUUCAUCAUUGACGAUCAGCAAAAUCUGCGCCAGAUAACGAUCAACGAUUUACCAGUUGGCCGUAGCGUGGAGGAGACACUGCGUCUAGUGCAGGCCUUCCAGUACACUGACAAGUAUGGCGAGGUGUGCCCAGCCAACUGGAAGCCCGGCCAGAAGACCAUGGUGGCCGAUCCCACCAAGUCCAAGGAAUACUUUGCCACCACACCCUAAGCUAACCAUAUAUGUAUGUAUAUAUAUAUUCGCCCAAUUUGAUGCGUUGCGAUAUUCUUCCAUUAGAUGGAAGGGAGAAAGAGAGAAUACGAAGUGGAAAUCAAACUGCGUCGCACUUGCAUCAAAUGGAGAGGCUGCUCACAUACACA
This is a messenger RNA of Drosophila arizonae, 752 nucleotides long. It is a transcript of the gene Prx2, whose product is annotated as Peroxiredoxin 2. NCBI's taxonomy places the organism in Eukaryota, Metazoa, Arthropoda, Insecta, Diptera, Drosophilidae. The record is from RefSeq and is a predicted model, not a curated record. Gene Ontology annotation, biological process: leukocyte activation; cellular response to stress; hydrogen peroxide catabolic process. Gene Ontology annotation, cellular component: cytosol. Gene Ontology annotation, molecular function: thioredoxin peroxidase activity.